AUGCGCUGUUUGCCUGCUUGCCUCCAAACGCAGGCUGGUGGACAGCAGCGUGAGCUCCUCCUCCGUCACGUGCGUGCAGCGGCCAUCUUGAGUUGUUUGUUCAGCGAGGAGCGCUUGUUGGAGUGUGGAAUCCGGAGGAGGAUGGCGGCGACAUCAGCAGGACGUGAUCGAGGAAAUAGUAAUCGAAUGAAAGCGGGAAAUUCAAAAAACAUUGGAAAUACUGUUUUGGGAGCGGUUGAGCACGACUGCUUCGUGAAUGGAUCAGACGUAGAUGAGACUGAACUGCUGACGGUUCCAGAUGGCUGGGAGGAGCCCAAGUUCACUCCAGAAGACAAUCCCAAAGGUCUGCUGGAGGAGAGCAGUUUCGCCACACUUUUCCCAAAGUACAGAGAGGCGUAUCUGAAGGAGUGCUGGCCGCUGGUGCAGAAAGCUCUUGGAGGGGUUUUCAUCAAUGCCACACUGGACCUGAUUGAAGGCAGUAUGACAGUGAAAACAACUAAGAAAACAUUUGAUCCCUAUUCCAUCCUCAGAGCCAGGGAUCUCAUCAAGUUACUGGCUAGAAGUGUGCCGUUUGAACAGAUUGAUAAGGAGCUGGCGACCGGCGAGUUCUUCCUGCGCGAGAGCGAGAAGAGACGCCAGAAGAUGAAUCAAAUUAAGGCCAAACAGGCUGAAGCUUUAUCCAAGAGACAAGAGCAGCGGCAGAAAGCUUUCAUUCCUCCGAAAGAGAAGCCAGCUGUGAAGAAGAGCAAACCAGCAACUGCCGAAAAUAAAAUAGACAUUCAAGCCAUUAAAGAAAAAGUGAAGAAAGCGAAAAGUAAAAAGCUGGGAGCUCCUCCUGUGAACCCCGAGAUGCCUUCAGCGAAAGAUGGCAAGCGGAAGAAAGUGAAGAGCUGAAGAUCUGACUGUGAUCCUGGAGAAACACACUCAGAUCUUCACUGGAGCAGCAGCUUGUGUAAUAUUGUGUUUAUUAGUCAAUGUGUUUAUAUAAAAGAUGCUUGCUUUCAGAUUUUAAAAAAUCUGAAUCAUUUAUUAGACUUUAGUUUGAAGGAGACGAGGAAUAAGAGACGUCAGGUGUUUUUGAUAAAGAUGUACUUUGUGACAUGUUUUUAUUGUAUUUUUUAUUUAUAUGACAAUAAUGCUAAUGAAAUGCACCAUACAGUCAUUUAAACUUGUACUUAUUUACAAAAAAAAAAAAAAAAAACACAAAACA
Carassius carassius (crucian carp) is the source of this 1210-nucleotide messenger RNA. Its product is annotated as KRR1 small subunit processome component homolog. The transcript is spliced from 6 exons. Gene Ontology annotation, molecular function: RNA binding. Lineage: Eukaryota; Metazoa; Chordata; Actinopteri; Cypriniformes; Cyprinidae. Gene Ontology annotation, cellular component: small-subunit processome; nucleolus. Bases 1 to 894 code for a protein of 297 amino acids. The record is from RefSeq and is a predicted model, not a curated record.